AUGGAAGGUGUCGGUGCUGCAGCUAGUAUUUUCCAGCUCGCAACAGCUGCUGUAUUAAUCAUCCAGGCCAUUCACGACAUCCUCGUCGAGGCAAGAGAGGGGUUGACGCACGCCUUUCAGAGAACUGCUGAAUUAAAAUCUCUGCAGACUAUACUGGACCUUAUCAAAUCGUCCCAGCCAUCGUCCCCAGACAGUCUCCAAGGGCCACUGCGAAUUGUUCACGGACAUCUUCACGAAUUACACGAACUCUUGUCCAAGGUCCGUGAUCGGCCCAGAACACCAAUAUUUCUCCGCCUGUGGACUGUUCGAGGUCUCAUCAAGACCGAGAACAAGAUUAUCGAAGGCCUAGAUAACCUCGAACGCGCCAAGAGCAGCCUUGUUUUGCACCUUUCUGCAACUCAAAGGCAAACAUUGGAUAAGAUUCUAGAAAAGAUGAAUGAGCAGGAGACUAAACGCGUGCAUGGGUCUAGAGAGUUGGUACUCGACCGAAGUCAACGGAGCUCUAGGUACGGUUCCAGUCCCCGUGUAGAAGAGAUUGUCUCCCCCACAGAGAAAGAUACCGGAUACGCACUGGUUCCCAGGCAGCAAGGGCACAUAAUGACCCUGCGGAAUAAUUAUAGCUCCCCAGCAGCUCCCGGAGCAGCUCACUCCAAACCUGAAGAGGAAAACGCAACCAAUGCUCCUCACGGGAAUGCUGGCCAUCGCUGUGCCGCCUCCGAAUGGAACAUUACUGGCUCGACGAUACAACCUCCUACAGGGAGCGAUUGGCAAUAA
Molecule: messenger RNA, 774 nt
Organism: Xylaria bambusicola
Lineage: Eukaryota; Fungi; Ascomycota; Sordariomycetes; Xylariales; Xylariaceae
Exons: 2
Coding region: 1-774 (257 amino acids)
Source: RefSeq, a predicted model, not a curated record